This is a messenger RNA of Botrytis cinerea B05.10, 3100 nucleotides long. It is a transcript of the gene Bcvel1, whose product is annotated as Bcvel1. Lineage: Eukaryota; Fungi; Ascomycota; Leotiomycetes; Helotiales; Sclerotiniaceae. Bases 764 to 2491 code for a protein of 575 amino acids. The record is from RefSeq and is a predicted model, not a curated record. The transcript is spliced from 3 exons.
GGCCCUUUGGAUUGGUCUCUUUGGUGCUAAUAGUGAACUCAAAUUCCUGGGGAUCGUACAAGCAACAGGGCACAGCUUUCUCCUCCCUUUCGAUUGAUUAGUUGGGCCCUGCUUGUGGACCGGGAAUGAUGGAGACUGGAACUAGAGUGGAACUCGAACUGGCUAGGGUUGUGAUUGGGAUUACCCAGCAAUUCCUGACUAUUAUCUUUGCCGUGCAGAAGAUAGGCAUUUAGUUCUCUACUGUUGUAUUUCUUCUUCGUCCUCGAAAACUUGACACCACUCGACACCACUCGACACCACCCACUCGUCGACAACUCCGUAGGCAACGGCAUGGCGUGAUUGAGAAGAGGGAUUCAGAAAUACAGAGCGUCUUUGUCGAUAUACUUGUUUAUUCUUACACCCAUACUCCGUUUCGAACCGUCGGGAACACUAACAGGUUACCGUCCUCACCAUCCUACCAACCUAAAUAAGCGUUCCCAAGCUUCCCAGCUUAUGUUGAAUGGUAGCCAACCAUCAGCACGGCCAUUCCGAACUCGACAUCCUUUCCAAAUAGAAAUCAUUUGAGGAAAACAAUUCGUUCCUUCGUCUGGUACCUUCUCGAGUUACAACAGUUCUUACGAUUAAUUCUACUCUCGUAAAUAUCGCAGAAGUUCGAAACAUACAUAUCUAGCAUAUUUUGUAAUUUUGUUGAGAGUCGGCACCAAUGGCUGAACGAAACAUUUCCAUCGCUUCAAAUCAUUUUAGAGGGAGUGUGGACUCCAAUAUGGCUGCGUCCAUAGGUCCCAAAAGCAUUCCUGAAACGAUUACGAGGCAGACCAAAGGAGGGAGGAAGCUAAAAUACACGUUGACUGUGAUUCAACAACCUGAGCGUGCGAGAGCUUGUGGCUCGGGAGCAAAAUCAUCUGCCGAUCGACGUCCAGUCGACCCUCCUCCCGUCGUUCAACUUCGCAUUUACGAUGAAACCGAUCCACGACAAGAGAAGGAGAUAACAUUCCACUACAAUGCAAACUUCUUCCUCUUCGCAACUUUGGAGGUAGCUCGGAAUAUUGCUCAAGGCCGUGUACAAACUUCGGCUCCUCAAGCACCCGUCUUGACGGGCAUGCCAGUGUCUGGAAUGGCCUACUUGGACAGACCUAAUGAAGCUGGAUAUUUCAUUUUCCCUGAUUUAUCUGUUAGACACGAGGGCCAAUACAAGUUGAGCUUCAAUCUCUACGAGGAAACAAAAGAGGAGAAGGAUACUGACAUCGAACCCUCGAACGAUUCAAGCAUGCGACAGAUGUCGAGCGCUGCGGCCGCUGCCGAAUCGUCUUUUGAUUGGCGCAUGGAGCUCAAAUCUGAUCAGUUCACUGUAUACAGCGCAAAGAAAUUCCCCGGUCUCUCCGAGAGCACUGAUUUGAGCAGAACUGUUGCGGAACAAGGUUGCCGUGUUCGUAUUAGACGUGACGUGAGGAUGAGAAGAAGAGAUACAAAGCCUGGAGGCGACUUUGGUGAAAAAGAGGAUGAAUAUCAACAGGGAAGAGCUACAUCUCCACCAUUUGAUUACAAUAUCCAAGCUGCGAGGCAAAGAGCUCUGAGUGCAAGCGUUCAUGAGGAUCCACAACAGAGGCGUGGAUCAGGAGAAAUUUCACCGUACCAUUCGCCUGUUGUAAACACCCCAUUUCGUACGCCUUCAAUUUCUCCAUCGACACCCAACGCCCCUCUGCCGCCUGGCAACCAGCUUGGUUGGAUACCGAAUGGACCUGGCUACGCCGCUGCUCCCAGUAUCCAACCUCCACACCCACCUCCACCUCCACCCUCAUCCUAUCCACAGUCAAUGCCAGCUACUCAUCAUAAUCAAGGCCCAUCGACACAAUUUCGUCAGCAACCUCCCCAAGGUCCACCUCCUGCACCUAUUGGAUAUGAUGAGAGGCGAUCUUCUUACAGCCAAUUUCGUCCUCCCACAAACCCCUCUCAACAACAAUCGUAUGAAUCAGACUACCGAAGAAUGUCCUUUGGAUAUCAAAUCCCUGCUUCAUCCCAAGGCCCUCAACCGAUCGCUCCUGCUGUUCAGAAUCCAGCUUAUAAUCAACAAUCAAUGGAACCUACUUAUAGCCGCAAUCCUCCUGCGUACUCAACUAGCUUCCAGGAUUCUGUCGCUCUCGCACCACUGAGAGCUGCUGAGCAGCCUUUAGCCAUGUCUCCUCUUGCUUCAGUAACGUCCAUUUCACGUGGGACGCAAAACUCGGCGCCAAUGCCAAGCCACAACUAUAACAAGUUGGAGAGAUCUGGGUCUUACAGCCAAUAUGCUCCUAUCGAGGCGGAGGCACCAAAAUCAACUAAUAAGAGAAGCUUCAAUGAUGUUUUCAGCACUCCUACUGAAUCGUUGUCCAAUGGUAGACGACCAAGUGCUAUUGGCAUAGAUAUCGAAGAAAAUACCAGAAAACAAGAACAGAUGAUCUAUAGACGAGCUAAUGGCAACAUUCAGAAUAAACCCGCCCCCGGUCUUAACUAAACUGCACCAAGCUCAAAAAAAAAUCCUCAACCAUGUCGUCAGUCACGAUAUUUUCCUAUAGAAAAGGCGUCGGAUUGACCCUGUUUCUACACGCCUGCCUUUGCAUCAUUUUUUCACCAUUUUUUUCUUCAAUAUACGAUUCCGAAACCGGAAUUUUACGAUACCAAUUUGAUGGGUGUAUCUACCUCCCACCUUUCACUAUUCUUUUUCUAUACGACUCGCGGCGGUGUUGUUUAUGCGUAUUCGCACACGCUUCUGGAAGAGCAUUCAUGGCAUUUCCCCUUAUGAUAUCUAGAUGGUGGAAGGCAUUAACUUUCUGAUACUGUUAUAUUUUCUUUUGUUGGUACUUUGAGCACAUGCGGGAAAUUUGCAUUGAAUGAAUGAGAUGAGGGGCGUAGCUGACUGAGAAAACAAUCUUGUAAUUUAUUGACUCGAGAAUGGAGAGAAAACAAGCAGACUCCUUCUCUGAAUGAGAUGGAUGGAAUGGAAUGGAACGGAACGGAAUGGGACUGCACAGAGUUGAAUACCCACAUACCUACCUAUUUACAUGAGAUGAAAAGAUUUAAAUUGGAGAACUUUAUAGAAUGAAGACUAGAGUGAACAUGAUCA